This is a messenger RNA of Ziziphus jujuba (common jujube), 3941 nucleotides long. Its product is annotated as subtilisin-like protease SBT3. Gene Ontology annotation, molecular function: serine-type endopeptidase activity. Lineage: Eukaryota; Viridiplantae; Streptophyta; Magnoliopsida; Rosales; Rhamnaceae. The record is from RefSeq and is a predicted model, not a curated record. Bases 1 to 3837 code for a protein of 1278 amino acids. Gene Ontology annotation, biological process: proteolysis. The transcript has 3 exons.
AUGGUGCACGAUCAUAGGCUUCAUCUUCUUUCCAUUUUCUUCCUCAUAGCAUGCAUUUUCUUAGGUCUCCUAGAAAUUAGAGUUUCAGCGGAAAGGACUACUUAUAUUGUCCAUAUGAACAAGUCUUUCAAGCCCGAUUUCCACCCUACCCACAACCAUUGGUACUCCUCAACUGUUGACUCUCUCAACACUAAAAAUCCCUCUUCAUUUCAUGCCAAAAGAUCAUCUACUCCAUCAUUACUUCUAUACACUUAUGACAAUGCUUUUCAUGGCUUCAGUGCAAGCCUAUCUCCACAAGAACUGGAGAAUCUAAAGAAGUCUCCAGGAUUUGUCUCAGCUUUCAAUGACAAGGUUGUCACCAUUGACACCACCCACACCACUGACUUUCUCUCCCUUAACCCCUCCAGUGGUCUAUGGCCUGCUUCAAACUAUGGUGAAGAUGUCAUCAUUGGUGUCAUUGAUACUGGGGUCUGGCCGGAGAGCGAGAGCUUCAAGGAUGACGGUAUGACUGCUAAUAUUCCAGCCAAGUGGAAGGGAAUUUGUGAGGAAGGAGAACAGUUCAAUUCGUCAAUGUGUAACUUUAAGCUCAUAGGAGCUAGAUAUUUCAACAAGGGUGUGAUUGCAGCAAAUCCUAAUAUUAACAUCAGUAUGAACUCUCCUAGGGACAUUGAAGGGCAUGGGACUCACACAUCUUCCACGGCUGCUGGGAAUUAUGUAGAAGAUGCAUCUUAUUUCGGCUAUGCUAAUGGGACAGCCAGAGGUGUGGCUCCACGCUCAAGGUUGGUGAUUUACAAGGCUUUAUGGGAGGAGGGAUCAUAUGCCUCUGAUGUUUUGGCGGGCAUAGACCAGGCUAUUGCAGAUGGAGUGGAUGUCAUUUCAAUCUCAAUGGGUUUCGAUAAUGUGCAGCUGUAUGAAGAUCCCAUAGCAAUAGCUUCUUUUGCUGCCAUGGAGAAGGGUGUGGUGCUUUCUGCUUCCGCAGGAAAUGCAGGUCCACAACUUGGCAGUCUGCAUAAUGGCAUCCCUUGGGUUUUGACUGUUGCAGCAGGCACAAUAGAUCGUUCAUUUGGUGGGACUCUAACUUUUGGAAAUGGACAAACACUUGUUGGGCAGACCUUGUUCCCAGCAAAUGCCAUUGUGGAAGACUUGCCUUUGAUAUACAAUAAAAAUUUCUCUUCAUGUAACUCAUCGAAAUUGUUAUUAGAUUCUUCUCCCAUUGGGGUUGUCGUCUGUGAUGAAACUUGGCCACUACAUGAUCAAAUUAGACAAGUCACAGAAGCACAGUUGCGAGGAGCCAUAUUCAUCUCAAACUUUACUGCGGGAAGAGUGACAUGUCCUGGCAUUGUGAUAAGCCCUGAAGAUGCAAACUCUUUAAUCAAAUAUGCAGAAAGCAAUGAGAAUCCUACCGUAAGCAUCAAGUUCCAGCAAACCUUUGUUGGAACAAAGCCUGCACCAACAGCUGCUGGAUACACUUCAAGAGGUCCUUCUCCAAGUUAUCCAAACAUUUUGAAGCCGGACAUAAUGGCACCUGGGACUCGAGUUUUGGCUGCCUUCGUUCCAACUAAUGCAGCAGGAUUAAUUGGGUCUAAUGUGUUUUUACCAAGCAACUACCAUCUAUUAUCUGGGACAUCAAUGGCUUGCCCUCAUGCUUCUGGUGUGGCAGCAUUACUGAAAGGGGCACACCCGGAAUGGAGUCCUGCCGCAAUAAGAUCUGCCAUGAUGACCACAGCCAAUCCAUUAGACAAUACUCGAAACCCAAUUCGUGAGAAUGACAAUGGUUUGGAAUUUGCCUCACCUUUAGCUAUUGGUUCAGGUCAGGUGGACCCGAAUACAGCACUUGACCCAGGUUUGAUAUAUGAUGCAACCCCACAAGAUUAUGUUAACCUUCUUGUCUCCUUGAAUUAUACCAAGAACCAAAUCUUAGCCAUCACUAGAUCAGAAGCAUAUAACUUUUCCAAUCCAUCUUUUGAUCUAAAUUACCCAUCAUUCAUAGCUUUGUAUGAUAAUGAUGACAAACCAAUAGUGGCAAAGUCCCGGACAUUUGAAAGAGUUGUAACAAAUGUGGGAGAUGGUGCAGCAAAGUACGAGGCUUCAGUGAAAGAACCAGAGGGUUCUGUGGUGACUGUCUCACCAAAGAUAUUGGUGUUUGGAAAUAAGUAUGAGAAGCAAAGCUAUACACUUACCAUAUACUAUACCAACGGUAGGAAAGGAAGUGUAUCAUUUGGAGAAAUUGUUUGGGUUGAAGAAAAUGGAAACCACAUUGUUAGGAGUCCUAUUGUACUAAACAAAACAAUGGAGCAGCUUAAUCAUAGCCUUCCUCUUCAAUACUGCAUUUUCAUCCUUGUCGUAUGCUUAGUUUCAGCAGAAAGGGAAACUUAUAUUGUUCAUAUGGACAAAUCUUUCAAGCCUGAGUCACACCCUACUCACAACCAUUGGUAUUCCUCCAUUGUUGACUCUCUCAACGCUAACAGUCGUUCCUUUUUCCAUCCCAAAAUACCAUUCACUACUCCAUCAAUUCUAUACACCUACGACAACGCUGUUCAUGGGUUCAGUGCAAGUCUAUCUCCGGAAGCAUUAGAGAAUCUAAAGGGAUUCUCAGGAUUUGUCGCAGCUUACAGGGACAGGGCCGUCAAGGUCCAUACAACCCGCAGCACAGAUUUUCUCUUCCUCAACCCUUCUACUGGUUUAUGGCCUGCUUCCAACUAUGGUGAAGAUAUCAUUAUUGGUGUCAUCGACUCAGGGGUGUGGCCGGAGAGUGAGAGCUUCAAAGACCAUGGAAUGACCAAGAAAAUUCCAGCUAAAUGGAAAGGAAUUUGCCAGGAAGGACAACAGUUCAAUUCCUCCAUGUGUAACUACAAGCUCAUAGGAGCUAGGUACUUCAACAAUGGUGUGACUGCAGCAAACCCAAAUAUCACUCUCUCUAUGAACUCUGCUAGGGACACCUCCGGACAUGGAACCCACACAUCUUCUACAGCUGCUGGGAACUAUGUCGACGAUGUUUCUUACUUCGGCUAUGCUAAAGGAACCGCCAAAGGUGUAGCGCCGCGCUCGAGGGUGGCCAUUUACAAGGCCUUAUGGGAUGAAGGAGGUUUCGUCUCUGAUAUUCUGGCGGCCAUAGACCAAGCUAUUGUUGAUGGGGUAGACAUCAUUUCACUUUCACUGAGCUCGGUUGAUACUGUGCCACCGCUAUAUGAGGAUCCCAUAGCCAUAGCUACUUUUGCUGCCAUGGAGAAGGGUGUGGUGGUUUCUUCUUCGGCUGGAAACGAAGGUCCAGAGCUUGGGACUGUGAAUAAUGAUAUUCCAUGGGUGUUGACUGUUGCAGCAGGGACGAUGGACCGUUCGUUUGGUGGGACUGUAACCUUUGGAAACGGGCUAACACUUGUUGCAGUUGACCCAGGUUUGAUAUAUGAUGCAACCCCACAAGACUAUGUCAAUCUCCUAGUCUCCAUGAACUUUACCAGGAACCAAAUCUUAGCCAUCACUAGAUCUGAAGCCUAUGACUUCUCCAAACCAUCAUCUGAUCUGAACUACCCAUCGUUUAUUGCUUUGUACGAUAACCAAACAACAUCAAGGCUAAAGAAGUUUGAACGAACUGUUACAAAUGUGGGAGAUGAUGCGGCAAAGUUCACGGCUUCGGUGACUUCUCCACCACGUUCCCAAGUUUCUGUCUCACCAGAGACGCUGGUGUUCAAGAAGAAAUAUGAGAAGCAGAGCUAUACUCUUACAAUAAAAUAUGGAAGGGACGAGAGAAAAGAAGUAUCAUUUGGAGAAAUUGUUUGGGUUGACGAAAACGGAAAGCACACUGUGAGGAGUCCGAUUGUAGUUUCACCUGUCCUUUGAUUUCACUGGAUUGUCGUUGUAUUUGAAGUUAAUUUGCAAGAAGUUUAUCAGUUAUUAGUUAAUUAAGAUUAGAGAAGUCUAAAUGAGAAAGUUGACAGCUAAAA